CAAGGUGUAAUGGUUGUUGACGAACCAUUUCAAGAUUACAUGGGUUUAUCGAUUUUUGCAUGUCUGUGCUGUUUCUGGCCAGUUGGUCUCUGUGCCAUAGCAAAAUCAAACGAGGCAAGAAAACUCGCUCGUGGAGGUGACUAUGAAAGUGCUAGAGAAGCGGCAAAUAAAGCAAAAAAGACAGCCUGGGUAGCUAUGCUUCUUGGUCUCAUUCUUACAAUUGCUUUGAUCGUCCUUAGAGUUGUAGCAUCUUCGGCUAACUCAAAUUGA
Xenia sp. Carnegie-2017 is the source of this 270-nucleotide messenger RNA. RefSeq names its product synapse differentiation-inducing gene protein 1-like. Gene Ontology annotation, cellular component: membrane. Lineage: Eukaryota; Metazoa; Cnidaria; Anthozoa; Malacalcyonacea; Xeniidae. The record is from RefSeq and is a predicted model, not a curated record. The transcript has 2 exons. The coding region runs from base 10 to 270 and encodes 86 amino acids.